CAGUGGCGAGCAUCAGAGAACAAACGUGCUAUUUUGCCACAGCAUAUCGGGUACAACCUAGGUGACUGUGAUUUAAUAUUUGGACCCGCAAUUGUUGAGUCUCACUGGUUUUGCUUUGUGUUGGAGCCAAAAACAAUGCAUUUUUAUGUCCUGGACUCCAUGAGGCUGCCUAAUGAUAUGCCAAAGAAGACCAAGAAGAAGGAUUCAUUGGAAGAAAAAAGGAUGUUUCAUCUUCAUGCAUGUAGAGACAACUUUUAUGAUAUAAUUGCAUUAGUCAGACCUCAACUUGUUGGGAAGAAGCCUAAGACUGAUAUUAUUUUUGCACCUGUUCCACAACAGAACAACUUGAGAGAUUGUGGUGUUCAUGUGUUGAUCUGGCUAAGCAAAUGGGUCCCGGAUGUGACAUUUGACUUCAAUGAGAAUCAUGUAGCUGAGUUUAGGCGUGAGCUAAUGUGGUGGCUAGUUAAUCAUCCGCAAAAUUCAAGUCGUGAAGAAGCCUUAACUCUCCUCUCAGAACAGCAGAACAAGACAACCACCAAAAGACGACGUUUGUCAUAGUACUUAGUAGGAGGUUCCUUUUACAUGUCUAUGUGACACUCUGAUGUAGUUCCAUGUUAUUUAACUUGGGAGAACAUUUAUGUACAUGGCAGAAGGACUGAUUUCAAGAUUA
This is a messenger RNA of Neltuma alba, 670 nucleotides long. RefSeq lists its product as uncharacterized. The record is from RefSeq and is a predicted model, not a curated record. The coding region runs from base 136 to 558 and encodes 140 amino acids. The transcript is spliced from 4 exons. Gene Ontology annotation, biological process: proteolysis. Gene Ontology annotation, molecular function: cysteine-type peptidase activity. NCBI's taxonomy places the organism in Eukaryota, Viridiplantae, Streptophyta, Magnoliopsida, Fabales, Fabaceae.